AUGGCGGAGCCUCCGCCGCUCCCGCCCGAGCGUCCUCCCCUCACCGCGGCAACCAACGACAAGGCGGCCCCGCGAGUUGAUGGGCAGCCGCGCGCACCAAUCAGAGAGCGGAUCCGCCUCGAGGGCGGUGCUGAUUGGCGGCUGAGCUGCCUGUGCCCGCCCCCCACGCGGCUCGUUGCCGUGGUAACGGGAAGGCGGUUGCAGUUAAACGGGGAAGGCCGCGGUGGCGGCCCCGAGCUGCGGAGGGCUGAGGGGGAAUGCCGGGGAUUUUGGGAGGCUUUAAGACACGCAACAUGGAGAAGCCAGAGCCCACUCUCAGCUUUCUGGAGUCUUCCAGAAGAAUCCUGUGUGGGAAGCAGCCUGGGAGCAGGGUUUAUGUGCCAGAGGAGGGUCUCUCUGCAGAGCCAUCCUACCUUCCAGCAGAUCAACACAUGUCCCAACCUUGGUGUCAUCUCCAAACUCACUAAUGAAGGACUCAAUCCCCUCAUCCGUGGGAUCAGUGAAGGCAUUGGACAGAGCUGGCCCCAGCGCAGAGCCCUGAGGGCCAGCACUGGAAUCUCGGAUCCCUCAGAACUUCCAGGACUUUGGGAUGUGAUUAAGGAUCAUCAAACCCCGGCUCUUCCCUCCCAGGCCGGGUGGGAAUGCCGUAAAUCCCAAUAAAACCAGCGGAGCAUUAAAGGAGUCGGGAGUGAUCCAUAAAAAACCAUGAAAAGAGCCAGAUGUGACUCCCAGAGCAGGAGCAAAUCCCGGCUGUUGUUCCCUGGCAGCUUUGGAAUGUGGUUUGUCCUUCCUGAUCCAUCCUCAGCCA
Molecule: messenger RNA, 808 nt
Organism: Vidua chalybeata
Lineage: Eukaryota; Metazoa; Chordata; Aves; Passeriformes; Viduidae
Exons: 4
Coding region: 1-660 (219 amino acids)
Source: RefSeq, a predicted model, not a curated record